CUCCCUCAGCACCAGCCGCAGCGGCGGCGGCGGCGGCGGCGGCAGCACCAGCAUCAGCAUCAGCAUCAAAAGCAACAAGAGCAGCGAAGGCAGUGGCUGCAGACCCCAUCACUGGUCCAAGGAGCAGCAUCCGCGGUGCGGCGCCGGGAAGCUGCUGCUGAAGCUCCUGCAGGUGCGCGCAGAGGCGGGGAGCUCUGCUACCCCUCCUCAGGAGAAUCAGCCCCUCGUGAGGGGCACAGGGGAGAAGAGAGGUGUGGGCGCCGCCCAGCCGGAGUGCACCAAGUCCCGAGCCCGUCUGGUGCCCCUUCUCAACCCCAGCGGCCACAGCAACGGCGACUUGCCCCCGGGGGGCACCAUGCGGGAAGAGCCCGUGUGAUCCACUCGCAGCCUCCCCGCCCUGUGGGUGCAGAGGCGCCCCGUAGCCCGUGCUCGAGCCCGGAGCUCCCGGCUGACAGCAGAGCGGCGCCCUGGAGCUAUGAGCCAUGAAGCCGCCUGGCAUCAGCGCCCUGCGGCAGCCCUCCCCAGGCUGCAGCUUGUUCGCCGCCGCCUCCUCUUCUUCCUUCGGCACUACCGCGACUUCUUUCCCUUCUUGCUGGCAGUCGCCUCCCUUGCUGCUGCACACCCUCUGCCGCCUCCGCCUUCUCCUUCUCCUGCAGCUGCUCUCCGGUUCCUUCUGGUCCCAGCCCUGGGGGGCUGCUGCAGCCAGCGCUUCAUACUGGAAUGAAACUGCAAAGGAAACUACUGGGGUUCUGGCAGAUGAAGAGAAUGCAUUUCAACAGAAUAGCAGCAGGCGCAAUAAUAACAGUUACAGUAGUGCAGUGCAGAAAGAAAUCACCCUGCCUUCAAGACUGGUAUAUUAUAUCAAUCAAGAUUCUGAGAGUCCUUACCAUGUCCUGGAUACCAAGGCAAGACACCAGCAAAAACAUAACAAGGCUGUGCAUCUGGCCCAGGCAAGCUUUCAGAUUGAAGCUUUUGGCUCCAGAUUCAUUCUUGACCUCACACUGAAUAAUGGCUUGCUAUCCUCUAAUUAUGUAGAGAUUCAUUAUGAAGAUGGAAAACCACAGUACUCUAAGGGUGGAGAACACUGCUACUAUCAUGGAAAUAUCAGAGGCAUCAAGGACUCCAAAGCUGCAUUGUCAACAUGCAAUGGACUGCACGGCAUGUUUGAAGAUAACACUUUUAUGUAUAUGAUAGAACCACUGGAGUUAAUCCACAACACAAAAAGCACAGGUCGACCACAUAUAAUUCAGAGAACACUAGGGGGACAUACUUCAAAGCAGCUGAAGAAUUUGAGCAUGGAAGAGCAUGACCAGUGGCCCUUUCUAUCUGAAUUACAGUGGUUAAAGAAAAGGAGACGAAAGAGGAGAGCUGCACCUCGUGGAGUGUUUGAAGAAAUGAAAUACUUGGAGCUUAUGAUUGUCAAUGAUCAUAAAAUGUAUAAGAAAUACCGGUCUCAUGCACAUACCAACAACUUUGCCAAGUCUGUGGUCAACCUUGUGGAUUCUAUUUACAAGGAACAAUUGAAUACCAGGGUGGUAUUGGUAGCUGUGGAAACAUGGACAGAGAAGGACUACAUUGACAUUCGAUCUGAUCCCGUCCAGAUGCUCCACGAAUUCUCCAAAUACCGUCAACGAAUAAAACAGCACGCGGAUGCUGUUCACCUCAUCUCGCGUGUGAUAUUUCACUUUAAGAGAAGUAGUCUGAGUUACUUUGGAGGUGUUUGUUCCAAGACAAGGGGAGUUGGAGUAAAUGAGUAUGGUCUUCCAAUGGCAGUGGCACAAGGAUUAUCCCAGAGUCUGGCACAAAACCUUGGAAUCCAGUGGGAACCUUCUAGCAGAAAGCCAAAAUGUGACUGCACCGAAUCCUGGGGUGGAUGCAUCAUGGAGGAAACAGGGGUGUCACAUUCUCGGAAGUUCUCAAAAUGCAGCAUUUUGGAAUAUAAGGACUUUUUACAAAGAGGGGGAGGAUUCUGUCUUUUUAACAGACCAACAAAGUUGUUCGAAGCCACUGAAUGUGGAAAUGGCUAUGUGGAAGCAGGAGAGGAAUGUGAUUGUGGUUUCCACGUGGAAUGCUAUGGUGUGUGCUGCAAGAAAUGCUCCCUUUCAAAUGGAGCACACUGCAGUGAUGGACCUUGUUGUAACAGCACAACCUGCCUUUUUCAGCCACGAGGGUAUAACUGUCGAGAAGGAGUAAAUGACUGUGACAUUACUGAAACUUGCACUGGAGAUUCUGGCCAGUGUCCACCCAAUCUUCAUAAACAAGAUGGAUAUUCUUGCAAUUCCAAUCAGGGCCGUUGCUACAAUGGGGAAUGCAAGACAAGGGAUAAUCAAUGCCAGUUCAUCUGGGGAAGCAAGGCUGCCGGGUCUGACAAAUUCUGCUACGAAAAACUUAACACAGAAGGCACUGAGAAAGGGAACUGUGGAAAAGAUGGAGAUCGAUGGAUUCAGUGCAGCAAACAUGAUGUGUUUUGUGGCUUUUUGCUCUGUACCAAUCUUACUCGAGUUCCACGAAUUGGUCAACUUCAGGGAGAAAUCAUUCCAACUUCCUUUUAUCACCAAGGUCGAGUAAUUGACUGCAGUGGUGCCCAUGUUGUUUUAGAUGAUGAUACUGAUGUAGGGUAUGUGGAAGACGGAACUCCAUGUGGCCCAUCCAUGAUGUGUCUUGAUAGAAAGUGCCUCCAGAUUCAGUCCUUAAACAUGAGCAGCUGCCCCCUUGAUUCCAAUGGCAAAGUUUGUUCAAAUCAUGGGGUGUGUAGUAAUGAAGUCACCUGCAUUUGUAAUAACACCUGGGCAGGGACAGACUGCAGCAUCCGAGAUCUUAUCAAAAAACCUCCAGCCUCAAAGGAUGAUGGACCCAAGGGGAGCAUGGCCACAAGCAGGCUAAUAGGUGCAGUGGCAGGGACCAUUCUGGCCCUGGGGGUGAUUUUUGGAGGCACAGGGUGGGGAAUGGAAAAUGUCAAAAAGAGAAGGUUUGAUCCAAGUCAGCAAGGCCCCAUCUGAAGCCACUGCACUGGAUCAGCUCCCCCUUGUACUUUGGAAUUCUGGGUAUGAAAUCCUUGCAGUCGAAAUGCAGGAACUGCUAAGUCGAUAAAGAAGAACCCUGGGUGAUGACCAGAAAACUAAAGGUGGGGUGAAGGGACAAGGGAUAAGAAAACUGUCCGUUUUGGAGAUAAGUUCAAAUACUGAUCCCUUCCCUACACCUGUCAUCAAAGGAGGGGGAAAAGACAAUUCAGGCAUUAGAAGGGGAAAAAAACCUUUCAGAUAUGUUUGUGGUUUUGUUUUGUUUUUGUUUUUGUUUUUCUAAAUGGAAGGAAGAAGGGGCAAAACCAAAUCAAGUGCAAUAAAAGGACCAUUUCACAAAAAUCAAACAGCAGAUGAUUUUUUCCUCUCAGCCUGCUGACACUCAGAAUCCUUGAAACGAGCGGCAUGACUUUUUGUUUUCUUUUCAUAUUGAUGACAACUCCAGCGGCAUGAAGAACUAAUUUUGAAAGGGUAUAAACUGCAUGGCGUAUAUACAACAAGUUCACAAGCCAAUCCUCAGCAAAACCUGCAACUGAAUUCAUAAAGUGAAGAGAACAUGUGAACUUAGAGAAGCUGAUUUGGGGCUCAUUUCAUAUAGGGACCUCCUCCAUUAACUAUAUAAACAGUGCUCUUGUGUGCUCUUCUUCUUUCUUUCUCUUUCUUCUUCUUUCCCUCCAUCCCCCCUCCCUCCCUCUCUCUGUCUCCUUCCCUCUCUCCCCUUCUCC
Molecule: messenger RNA, 3745 nt
Organism: Sarcophilus harrisii (Tasmanian devil)
Lineage: Eukaryota; Metazoa; Chordata; Mammalia; Dasyuromorphia; Dasyuridae
Gene: ADAM23
Product: ADAM metallopeptidase domain 23
Exons: 26
Coding region: 483-2999 (838 amino acids)
Biological process (GO): proteolysis
Cellular component (GO): presynaptic membrane
Molecular function (GO): metalloendopeptidase activity
Source: RefSeq, a predicted model, not a curated record